This is a messenger RNA of Panicum virgatum (switchgrass), 930 nucleotides long. RefSeq lists its product as uncharacterized. The record is from RefSeq and is a predicted model, not a curated record. Bases 1 to 930 code for a protein of 309 amino acids. Lineage: Eukaryota; Viridiplantae; Streptophyta; Magnoliopsida; Poales; Poaceae. The transcript has a single exon.
AUGCAGGCCAGCGUCGCGGUCGCCGAGGCGCUCGAGGCCGGAAGCCUCACGCCCCUGCCCGUCGCUGGUGGCGCCGACUUCGCGGCCGCUGCCCUCGCCGUGGCCAUCGCCGCGGUCGCCGCCGCGGCGUCGUUCGUGCUCAUCUCCUUCGAGGCCCGCGCGGGGCAGGGCCGCCUGCGCCGCGUCCUCGACCUCGGACCGUCGCCCCGGGGCCCCCGACUGCUGCUCGCCUUCUUCGCGGGGCUCAUGGCCGCCGCCGAGGCGCUCCGCCUCCCUUUCUUCCGGGGCGCCGUGCUCCCGCCGCGCCGCCACGUCAUGCCGUGCCUCGCGUACCCGCUCGUCGCGCACGGAAUCGCCGAGCCGGGGAUGCUCGCCUGCGUGCUCCUGCUGCUGCGCGCGUCCGUCGGCGCGGCGCGGCUGCCGGCGGCCGCCAUCGCCGUGCCGUUCGCCUGCCUGCCUUUCCUCACCGCGCACGUGCUCGUCCUCGCCACGCCGGCCACCGUCGUCGCGUACCCGGGCCAGCUCGCGCACGCCGCGGACGGCGCCGGGCACUGCGCGUACCCGGCGUACGCCGCCACGCUGCUCCUGGCGCUCGUCGCGCUUUACAUGCCGCUCCUCGCCACCGCGUGCUGGGACGUGGCCGCCGUCGCCAUCAACCGGCGGCUGCGCGCGAGGGCGUACGCGCUCGUCACGUUCGCCGUCCUUCCGCUGCCCGUGCAGGUGCUGGCGCUCGGGCUGACCUCCGUGUGGGACAUGCACCAGUACACGUCCCCGACGAUCGGCCUCAUUGGGUUCCUCGCGGUGGCGGUGGCCGCCGAGACCACCAUUGUCGUCCUCGUGAUGCUGCCGCUUCACGACGCGCUUGUCCUUGUCGACGAGCCACCGGUGGUGACGGCCGGCAACGAGGACGCCCGUGACGUCACCAGAUGA